Alligator mississippiensis (American alligator) is the source of this 9981-nucleotide messenger RNA. It is a transcript of the gene HECW1, whose product is annotated as HECT, C2 and WW domain containing E3 ubiquitin protein ligase 1. NCBI's taxonomy places the organism in Eukaryota, Metazoa, Chordata, Crocodylia, Alligatoridae. The record is from RefSeq and is a predicted model, not a curated record. Gene Ontology annotation, molecular function: ubiquitin-protein transferase activity; protein binding. The transcript has 29 exons. Bases 222 to 5048 code for a protein of 1608 amino acids. Gene Ontology annotation, biological process: regulation of dendrite morphogenesis.
GCGGCCGGGCACUGCAGGCGGAGCUGCGGGCAGCGAUGGUGCGCGCCCGGCGGGACUGAGCCGGGGCGGGGGGAGCCGCCGCUGCCGCCGCCCGGGCUGCCCCUUGCCCGCCAUGAGCCGCCGCACGUGCGGGAUGUGAGCGCUGCCCGGCCGCGGGGGCAUGCUCUGUGCCCAGCCCGGCCUUCUCCAGGAAUUGAUGCGCUUACAAUUGGCGGGUCAUUAUGCUGCUCCACCUGUGUAGUGUUAAGAAUCUGUACCAAAACAGGUUCCUGGGCCUGGCUGCCAUGGCAUCUCCAUCUAGGAACUCACAAAACCGGCGCCGGUGCAAAGAACCUCUCAGAUACAGCUACAACCCUGACCAGUUUCAUAACAUGGACAUCAGAAACAGCUCCCACGAGACGGUAACCAUUCCACGGUCCACCAGCGAUACAGACCUAGUCACUUCAGAUAGCCGUUCCACUCUCAUGGUCAGCAGCUCAUAUUAUUCCAUAGGACACUCGCAAGACCUAGUAAUCUAUUGGGAUAUAAAGGAAGAAGUCGACGCAGGGGACUGGAUUGGCAUGUAUCUCAUUGAUGAGGUCUUGUCUGAAAAUUUUCUGGACUACAAGAACCGUGGGGUCAAUGGUUCUCAUCGGGGUCAGAUUAUCUGGAAGAUUGAUGCCAGUUCUUACUUUGUAGAGCCUGAAACAAAGAUCUGCUUCAAAUACUACCAUGGGGUGAGUGGGGCACUACGGGCUACAACCCCCAGUGUCACAGUGAAAAACAGCUCUGCUCCCCAGAUUUUUAAAAGCAUCACCCAUGAAGAUUCAAUCCAGGGACAAGGAAGUCGGAGACUGAUCAGUUUUUCAUUGUCAGACUUCCAAGCUUUUGGUUUGAAGAAAGGAAUGUUCUUCAAUCCAGACCCUUACCUGAAGAUCUCUAUCCAGCCUGGAAAGCACAGCAUCUUCCCCGCUCUUCCACACCAUGGACAGGAGAAGAGAUCAAAGAUCACGUGUAAUACCGUCAAUCCAAUAUGGCAAGGAGAGCAGUUCAGUUUUGUUUCCCUUCCCACGGAUGUUCUGGAAAUAGAAGUUAAGGACAAAUUUGCAAAGAGCCGGCCAAUCAUUAAACGCUUCUUGGGGAAACUGUCCAUGCCAGUGCAACGCCUGCUCGAGAGACACGCUAUAGGGGACAGGGUUGUAAGCUAUACUCUGGGCCGCAGGCUUCCUACAGAUCAUGUCAGUGGCCAGCUGCAGUUCCGAUUUGAGAUCACUUCUUCCAUCCAUCCAGAUGAUGAAGAGGUCUCCAUCAGUGCGGAUCCUGAGCCAGCUGAUGUGCAGGAAAGCCCUAUGAACAACACCCCAGAGGAAAGCCUCGGUGAGCCUCCAUGCACCAGCACAGUGACCUCAGAAAGUGCAGCUCCAGAGCAGCUAAACGGAUGCAAUGUGAACAGUGUCAAUGUCGAUAGCCUUGGGGCUGUCAGAUCACCUUGGGAAGUCAACCAUGACAGCUUAAAUGAAGAGCUAACAGGAAAUGGGGAGGUUGAUGCCAUGCCAGCAGAUGCUACUGAGCCUUUGGAAUCCAUCCCAGGAGAAGUGCUGCCUUCCCUGAGUGCCAUGGACCUCACUGAGCAAUUGGCUCUGAUGGCUUGCACUUCUCCUCCUGAGACUGAAGUUAGGGAAAAUAACGAAAUCAAUUCUGUUACUCAGGGAGAUGAUGAAAUCUUAGAAGCCCUAGAUAUUGAGGAGGUGAGUGCAGAUGUUCAAGCUGUCAAGGACGUAGAGAAGAGUCAGGAUGAGGAAGGGGCUGCAGCCCAGGAGGAGGAAGACAACAAGCUGCAGUUAAGAACCACAAUGAAGAGGAAAAAUCGGCCAUGCUCCCUGCCUGUUUCUGAACUUGAAACCGUGAUUGCUUCAGCUUGCGGUGAGCCAGAAACCCCUCGUACGCACUACAUCCGGAUCCACAAUCUGCUCCACAGUCUUCCCUCAGCACAGAUGAGCAGUGAUGGGGAGGAGGAGCAGGGUGGCAGGGGUGAGAAUGAUGAAGAGUCGACAGUCAAGGACGUAUCAGAGAAAGAUGUGGUGAGUGAGACUGAGACGGUGGCAGCGGACCCCCCUCCUGAAAAUGAAGCGGAAGAAAAUUUCAGCAGGGGCACCAUGCCCCGCAGCACCUCCGUUGAACACCUCUCAGAUUUAAAUGGGCAGCUACUGGAUGGGGAACAUAUCAGGACAGAGAGUGAGAGUGAAUUGAGUCCCCGGCCGAAUGGGGACCACGAAUGUGAUACGUGCGACACCUCCUGCUACAGUCCAUCCUGCUACAGCACCUCGUGUUACAGCACUUCCUGUUACAGCACCUCAUGUUACAGCACUUCCUGUUACGACAGUAACAAUCGCUUUUCCAGCCAUACCCGUUUCUCUUCUGUUGACAGUGCAAAGAUUUCUGAGAGCACAGUCUUUUCCUCGCAGGAUGAUGAGGAAGAGGAAAACAGUGCUUUUGAGUCAGUGCCAGAUUCAGUGCAAAGCCCAGAACUGGAAAGGGAGCAAGUGGAUGGCUCCGCCCAGUGGCCAGAUGAACUCCUAGCUCAUGGUGGAAAUCCACAAAGAGGCACAGAAAACCUAGACACCCCAGUAGCAGGUCCAAGCAGCAGAAGAGAAGGUGAUUGUCCUUUACUCCAUAAUUCUCAGCCAGUCAGCCAGCUUCCUUCCCUGAGGCCUGAUCACCAUCACUAUCCAACUAUCGAUGAGCCUCUUCCACCAAACUGGGAAGCUCGAAUAGACAGCCAUGGAAGGGUAUUCUAUGUAGAUCAUGUUAAUCGAACCACAACAUGGCAGCGUCCCACUGCAGCAGCCACUCCAGAUGGAAUACACAGAUCUGGUUCAGUCCAGCAAAUGGAGCAGCUGAAUCGGCGGUACCAAAACAUUCAGCGAACUAUUGCGACAGAAAGGACAGAAGAUGAUGCUGUCACCAACAACAGGGUGGAAAGGCUCCCCACUGGAGGAGGAAGUGAUUCUGAGGCAGAACCAUCCCAGCCAAGCUCAGAAAUUAGGCGAGAAGGAUCCCUUUCUCCAGUGAAUUCUCAAAAAAUCACCUUGCUCCUGCAGUCUCCAGCUGUGAAGUUCAUUACCAACCCUGAAUUUUUCACUGUGUUGCAUGCAAACUAUAGUGCCUAUCGUGUCUUCACCAAUAGCACCUGCUUGAAGCACAUGAUUCUGAAGAUCCGUAGAGAUGCGCGGAAUUUUGAGCGCUAUCAGCACAACAGGGACCUGGUAAAUUUUAUCAACAUGUUUGCUGAUACCCGACUAGAACUUCCACGGGGCUGGGAGAUCAAAACCGACCAGCAGGGUAAGUCCUUCUUCGUUGACCACAACAGCCGUGCCACCACAUUCAUCGAUCCCAGGAUCCCACUUCAAAAUGGCCGUCUUCCUAAUCAUCUGACUCACAGACAACAUCUCCAGCGACUCCGCAGCUACAGUGCUGGAGAGGCCUCAGAAGUUUCCCGAAAUAGGGGAGUUUCUCUGCUGACCAGGCCAGGAAACAGCCUCGUAACAGCUAUUCGAAACCAGCACCACCAUGAAGCAUUGCCUCUGGCUUACAACGAUAAGAUUGUUGCAUUUCUUCGCCAGCCAAAUAUUUUUGAGAUGCUGCAGGAGCGUCAACCAAGCUUGGCCAGGAACCACGCACUCAGGGAGAAGAUCCAUUACAUUCGGACAGAGGGUGCACACGGGCUUGAAAAGUUGUCCUGUGAUGCAGAUUUAGUAAUUCUGCUGAGCCUCUUUGAAGAGGAUAUUAUGUCCUACAUACCCCUGCAGGCUGCCUUCCAUCCUGGGUACAGCUUCUCUCCACGCUGUUCACCUUGUUCGUCACCUCAAAACUCUCCAGGGUUACAGAGAGCAAGUGCAAGAGCACCCUCUCCGUAUAGGAGGGACUUCGAAGCCAAGCUGCGCAAUUUCUAUCGAAAACUUGAAGCCAAAGGUUUUGGGCAAGGUCCUGGGAAAAUUAAGUUAAUUAUACGGCGUGACCAUUUGCUGGAAGGCACCUUCAAUCAGGUGAUGGCCUAUUCGCGGAAGGAGCUUCAACGGAACAAACUCUACGUCACAUUUGUUGGGGAGGAAGGCUUGGACUACAGUGGCCCCUCUCGAGAAUUCUUCUUCCUUCUGUCUCAGGAGCUCUUCAAUCCUUACUACGGCCUGUUUGAAUAUUCAGCCAACGACACUUACACUGUUCAGAUCAGCCCCAUGUCUGCAUUUGUGGAAAACCACCUUGAAUGGUUCAGGUUCAGUGGUCGGAUCCUUGGCCUCGCUCUCAUUCAUCAGUACCUUCUCGAUGCUUUCUUCACAAGGCCAUUCUACAAAGCACUGCUGAGGUUGCCAUGUGAUUUAAGUGACUUAGAAUACUUGGAUGAGGAGUUCCACCAGAGCUUACAGUGGAUGAAGGACAACAUCAUCACAGAUAUCCUGGAUCUUACUUUUACAGUGAAUGAGGAGGUGUUUGGACAGGUGACAGAAAGGGAGCUGAAAUCUGGGGGUGCAAACACACCCGUGACAGAAAAGAACAAGAAGGAGUACAUCGAGAGAAUGGUAAAGUGGCGAGUCGAACGAGGUGUGGUUCAGCAAACAGAGGCACUGGUCCGUGGCUUCUACGAAGUUGUAGACUCCAGGCUUGUCUCCGUUUUUGAUGCCAGAGAGCUAGAGUUGGUUAUUGCUGGCACUGCAGAAAUAGACCUCAAUGACUGGCGCAACAACACAGAAUAUCGUGGAGGUUACCAUGAUGGACACAUUGUAAUACGAUGGUUCUGGGCAGCAGUGGAGCGAUUUAACAAUGAACAGCGACUCCGGUUACUGCAGUUUGUCACUGGAACAUCUAGCGUGCCAUAUGAGGGCUUCGCUGCCCUUCGAGGAAGCAAUGGGCUACGGCGCUUCUGUAUAGAGAAGUGGGGGAAAAUAACAUCCCUUCCAAGGGCGCACACAUGUUUCAACCGCUUGGAUCUUCCACCCUACCCAUCUUACUCUAUGCUGUAUGAAAAGCUCUUGACAGCUGUUGAAGAAACUAGCACCUUUGGACUUGAGUGAGGGAAUUUAGGCACAUCUGGUGUUUUCCUAGCUGAUGUCAUCUUCCUUCUCCACCAUCAUAUGGUCUUGAUUUCCCAUGAUUUUUAUUUUUGAAAACCAAAAUCAAGAUUGACAAAAGCUGUGCAUGAAGAACUGCCUCCCUCUCAGAUCUAACCUUCAUGCUUUCAUCCUCAGUUUCAAAUGGACUGCUAGCCUGUAUGCAAUAGAAAACAACUGUCUCAAGGUUUCUGUAUAUCUCCACAUACCUCCAUUAUUAACAAUGAAAAUACGAAUGCAAGUUAUGCUACACUUGACCAAAUGUUAAUAAAUGUUUACUUUCAUCUACGUUGAUUAAAAAAAUUAAAAAAAAACCCUCAUCAAGCAUUCCAAGCUUUUAUAUGCCCAUAUCUUCUAAACAAAGCCACAGUCAUCUUACUUUCUAGCAGUUGAAUCCAGUACUGGGGAGCUGGUCAAAUUUUUUUUUCAUCCAUCCUUGGUUUUUCCUGUACAUAUAGUCCAUCCGAAAGACACCUCUGAGCAAAACUGAAAUUUUUAUACAUGAACUCAUGAUCCACAUCAACUGCAUCAGCUGGAACUGCUCCAGUCAGAUGGUGCAGAUAAGACACUCGAAAACAAAAACCUGUAAAGCAAUGCAAAGUAUUCCAGCAAUUGCUAUGAUUGUUACUUGCCUGUACAAGAAAGAACUUGCACUUCAGAGAUAUUGGGAGGGGCAUCUCUAUCAUAAUGUUUACCAUACCAGAAGCACAAAUUUGUGCACACUCUAAAAGGAUGUCUCACUAUGUAGCAUAAAGGACAAGGUUCCCUUAUCUAAAUAUUGUACAUGACAAGGAGAAGGGAAGUAAGAAGAAUGUUCUAAUCUUAUUAAUAUCUUUAGGUUCUGUUUACUGAUUCUUUGUUAUCUGAUGUUUAAAACCCUGCCUCACAAAUGAAAAAUCUAGACAAUCCCAUCACCUAUUGUCAGAAGCCAUUUAUUUCUCAUUGAGCAGGGUUAACAUAUGUUUGCUUAUAUAUUUUUUUUUCCUUUUCUUUUUUCCUUUUGUUUUUGAAUGCAAACCUCCAUAAACUCAGAACUGGAUAUGCACAGAAGGGUUUUGCCAAGAUUCCAUUAAAAGCGAAGCUGCAGAGAAUGAUGGUGGUUGUCAGGAAUAAAGGAGAUUGUAUCUCACUUUUGGUUAUAUAUUUGUAACAGUUCCUCUCGGAGUGAAGCCAUUGGUCCUGUUAUGUCACAUCUAGCCCAUUAAAGACCUGACUCUUUUUUGGUACCCAGUUCAAACAUCUUGGUCAUUAGUUUUGUGGGCUUCGUCAUUCAGCUGCAAAGGCAAGGCAUAAGACAGCAGGCUUGUCUUUGACAGUAAUUCUGGGCUUUCGUAUCAACCUCACAACAAUGAUUGUGUCCUACUUUUAACCCUUGCUGCCCUUGUUUUCCAAAACUAAUCAUGGAUUGAAAGUGUUUGUCUUGACUGGGAAAAGGAAAGUGGCCCUUUAUUUUCUAUCACACUACCAGCUUAAUAUCUGCGAGCAGCUCGCAUGGAAUAGCUGGUGGUCAAAUACCAUAUCUUUUUGUGUGUCUUUUAUUAUGCUAGUUGUUUUAUAGCUGACUGUCAGAACACUGUCAAAUCUGUAGACUAAUUCAACACCAAACACAUUCUCUUUUCAUUAACUUUCCACUUAAAGAGUGUAGUCAGGCCCAGCCUCCCCAUACAGUUUGACUGAUCAAAAUUAUAAUAAUUCCAUCAUUGUGUGCAUAACAGCAUUGUUAUUUUUUAAUGUUUUUUUCCCCUUUGAUUUUUGAAGUCAGUAUAUGUCUUAAAAGCAACAGGCAAGGGAGGCUUCUAAACAGUAAUAUUAUAUGCUGGGUUCAUAGCAUACAAGGAAGAUGUAGAGUGGUCCGUUAAUUGUUUUUCUAAUAUUUCAGUCAUUGUAGUAUGUGAUUGUACAUGUUUAAUAAGUAUUUAUUUCAUAAUACCCAUUCUUGCUUAUUAUUUGUAAUAUGGUAGAACAUAUAGAUCCCAGGGCCUCAUCGUGAUAGGCACAGUAAACACAAGCCCUGUGCCAAAAACUCUUAGCCCUUACAAAUUGUUCAGGAACCCACUUCUUCAUGAGAGCAUUCAUUACAUUGGAAUGAGAGUGAGAUACAACAGGAUAGUCAUAGCCUACACUUCAACAUGCAAACACCACCUCAUUCAGCAGGAGCACCAUGUAUACUGAGCCAUGAAGCCCAGUUACUUGUAUAAGGAUCCUAUUUUAUCCCUGAUAACAUCUUUACAAAGUAAUCUGCAUUAUAUUCAAUGCUGGGUGUCUUCCAAUAAUAAAAGAAAACAAAGAGAAGUAUCCAACUGGUUGCUCCCAGUUUAGCCAAAGGAAACAGUACAUCAAGAACUGUCUCACUAAUACAAACAGGGAAAAAAUUCCAAUCUUUAGAAUACUGUAUAGUUAGGAUUUUUUAAAAUAUUUAAAAGCUAUAUUUUAGUAAAGAAAUCAAACUAUUUUUUGUAGCAUACUAAAAGAUAUUUGUAUUUCGGAGACGGCAUCUAGACCCAAACUGAAACAAGAAGGAAUCCUGAGUUUCUCCUUUAUAUCAGGUUCUGAUAUUGGCAAUAUACAAGGGGGUAGUGUAGGUUGUAGGCAUCCUCACAUUUGGCAGCCACCAUUUCUAGCUACUCGUAUGUUCCUGUUUCAGUAAAUGUAUGGCAUGGCCAUCUAUUUUCCAACAAAAUGUCUCUGACAAGUGCACAGCAUGGAAUUUUUUAUUUUUUUUUAAACCUGAUUUCUGACAAGUCUGAUGGCAAGAGAGUACCAACAUCCUACAUAUUUUUGGAUCAAAAACAACAUGAGAGGAAAACAGUUAAAUCUGCAUUUGUUCGUAAUCUUUCUAGUCAGGGUUUUGCUACUCCUGUUACCAAAUCAUUAACACCAGAAGAAAGAAAACAUACUAUAUCUGUUUGCCCUUCUUAUCAUCCUGCCUGUGUUCUCUCCCCCUGACACCCUUGUCAUCUGCAGUGUAUGAAAGUUAUUGACAUAUCUGGGAUAUCAGGGUUUGAAUUUAGCUUACAUUUCUUAACAGAAACUGUCCAUUCAUUUUGUCUUCUCUGUUUGUUGAUUUUUUUUACCACAUAUACAUAGUGAUGUAUCUUUUAUUCUUCUUCAAUUCAAAUUCUCCUACUUAGCUAUAACUCAGAGAGACUUUUCUGUUCUCUCUCCAGGUCUGUAUGCUCAUUGUAAAAAUAAUGAUCACUGUAAACUUGUUCUUCUGUCUUUCCACAGAAAAAAAUUGCAAGGUUUUCAACACAGCAUAUUACUGUGAAGCAAAUGAGUAAUACACACUAAAAAUCACAAUCCAUUUAAUUCCCUGCUUCACAAUUCCUUUAUCAUCGUGUUGGAUCAUCAUACAAAGAUGUGAUAACAGUGUCAAUAGAUCUUAGAAUGCAAGAGAAGAAAAAGAGAAAAAACUGAUAGGUUUUGUGAAUGACAAUCUUGGAAGGAGCUAGUCAAAAAUUACCACUAGUUGAUUGGCUUCAAGAAUUCUGGGUUUGGUUUUCUUGGUGUUGUGGUUGUUGUUGGUAGUAGUGGUUAUGAUGGUGGUGGUGAUGAUCGAUUAAUUUGUUUCUGAAAUUCUGGUGAGAUGCUAGAACUCAAAGCAUGAAUAAAUGUUAAGGAAAAAAAUGUCUUAAGCUAAAUCCUUCACCCUCCACACUCAAGUGGUCCUGUAGACUUCAUCAGGUCUGCCCAUGGAGUAAGCUAUACUGUAUUUGAUCCAGUAUGAAGACAAAUGUAUCUUACUGACUGCAUUAAGUAAAAUAUUUCCUUAUUUGUUUCAAUAUGCAAAGGUUCACAGUAGUCUUCCGUUUAGACAUCUGAGACUGACAUUUUAUGUUCUGGAGUCCAAAAGCACCAUAAAGCUGAAAGGAAGCGGACCAAACUAGACCUCAUAUUUUAGGGAAACUGAGUUUUGUGCAGUUAUAGCAUAGAAAUUUUUUUUCCAGUUUGCUCUGGUGCCAGUGAAUCUUUUAGUGAACUGUAACCUAAAUUUUGAGUUUGCAACUUAAUCUGAAAACUAUGCUGCUUUUUUUAGUUUCUUUCUGGGGGCAGAGAAAGGCAAUUCAGGUUUCAACAAAUAUUUGAUGGCUUAUUCCAUGGCUUCAACUGAAAAAAGUUGGAGACUGAAAUCCCAAAUAGCAAAAAAAAAAAAAAAAAAAAAAAGGAACAGGGGUGGAGCAAAAUUUGGAAAAUAAAAGAGUUUUAGAAAUUAGUAAAAAUAUAUAUACACGCUCAAACAUAUAUAUGUGCACGCACACUCACCUAUGUGUGUACAAGAAGAAUUAAAUUCAUCCCAAGUGUUAAUCCUAAAAAGGGGAUGGAGGUCCAGUAGAAGGAGUUUGGUUUUGGAAUAUUUUUGAUAUCAUGAAUAUUCACCCUGUGUUCAUAGCAACAUGAACAGAGCUUCCCAGUAAAGAUUAAACACUUUCAGUCAAAUGCAGACCAACAGACCUUUCUACAACUAAUGCGGUGCUUUUUUUAUUAUUCUUGCUGUACCUCAGUGUUCGUUAUUUAAAAAUUGACUGAAAUAUACUACAAAUCUGGGAUAGGUUUUCCAGUUAUCACAAGGUCCAAAAGAUCAGCUUGUUACUUUCUAUCUAGUGAGUCAUGUAGUCCCUUUGUUCUUGUAGCCAAACAGAUGCCUGUAGGUAGUAGAUAUUAGGUAUAGUAAAUAUUGUAUCCUAGGCCGAAUUCCCUGCAGCUUCCAAUUUAUCUAACAGAAAUGUCUAUUAUGGUUUUGUUAAGUACGUCAUACAAGUCAAUGGCAGGAAAGGUCCUCAUGGUUAGACUGAUUUUGCUUCUAUUGACAGAAAAAUGUCACAUGAUACUCAGGCUGCGCUUUCUAUUCAGUCAUAUCACUAUAGAGGAAUGUCAAUAAAAUCACUUUGUUAUGGCA